AUGGCCGAUCAAAUCCUCGACCAGGUUCGCGAUCUGGCGGAAGGUCAGAUUGACUUUGAGGGCCAGAAGCUGGCAGAUCUUCUCGCAACCCUCGUCCUCUCAGCAUCCGGAGUCAUCUCCUUCAUAAUCGGUUAUCUGCUUCAAGAUAUUAAACUCGCGGUCUACGUCGGCUUGGGUGGAACCGUCCUCACAUUCCUCCUCGUCGUGCCCCCUUGGCCUUUUUACAAACAACACCCGAUCAAGUGGCUGGAGCCGGGAUCUGAAUCUGGGUCUGGAUCGCGGAAUGUGGCUACAAUAGAGAAGUCGGGAUAG
This is a messenger RNA of Colletotrichum destructivum, 312 nucleotides long. RefSeq names its product Putative signal peptidase complex subunit 1. Lineage: Eukaryota; Fungi; Ascomycota; Sordariomycetes; Glomerellales; Glomerellaceae. Gene Ontology annotation, biological process: protein targeting to ER. The transcript has 3 exons. Gene Ontology annotation, cellular component: signal peptidase complex; endoplasmic reticulum membrane. The record is from RefSeq and is a predicted model, not a curated record. The coding region runs from base 1 to 312 and encodes 103 amino acids.